Messenger RNA from Cyprinus carpio (common carp), 4071 nucleotides. RefSeq names its product otolith matrix protein (gene otomp). Gene Ontology annotation, biological process: iron ion transport. The record is from RefSeq and is a predicted model, not a curated record. Gene Ontology annotation, cellular component: plasma membrane; recycling endosome; early endosome. Lineage: Eukaryota; Metazoa; Chordata; Actinopteri; Cypriniformes; Cyprinidae.
AAAUGACGUGAUACUAAAUUUCUCCAAAUCUGUAAAGAGGAGACAAACACAUUUACAUCUGGGGUGGCCUGAGGGUGGAUAAAUUAAAAAAGCUAAUUUUCAUUUUCUGGUGAACUAUUCCUUUAAGGCAAAUCUCAAAGAUCCAUAUUAUUGCAAAAUAAAGAUGCUGAUCAUUACAGAUCUGCUACACCCAACCUUAAAACACACCCAACAGCAUUGAAUUUUAGAAAUCUUAUAUAAAAUCUGAUGUAACAACACCUCCAAGUUUACAAUUGUAGGUUAGGCUCAUCAGUUCUGUACUGUAUCAAUUUAUCUGAAAGUGUAUGAUCAUUUAUAUUACUAUUUACAAACUAUUAGAGAGACACACAUAGCUGCUUAAAGAAAGCAAAAUGUCCUUGCAUGAUAGGAGUCAAGGAUCCAGUGGCCUGACAGUUUUUUGUUCUAAAAUAGAUUGUUGAUUAAUGACCAUGUCAUUUUCUAUAUGGGGAAAAAAGGAUAGGGAGUCAGGGGCACCAGAGGGCAGGCAGAUAAGGCAUCUGACGGCCCUCAAGUGACUAGACACAAUUCCAUUCCGCUCAAUAUCAUAGAUUUUUCAUGUAUAAUCAAUGCAGUGUAAUUUUUGGGGGCAUUUAUGGCACUGAGGUCAAUGUCGUGUGGAACACAAUUGCACCUCUGGGGGAAAUUCACUCUUGCUUAUUUCCUUUGCUUGCAACAACAUGAAAAACAGAGGAAUAUAUCUAGUUAUUGCAUUUAGCAUUCUGGCUAAGUUCAGAUUUACUGAUAAAAUAUUGAACCAGUUGUCAUUUUUAAGACAUUGACAUAAAUAUUUUACCGCUUUGAAAAAAGAACAUUGUGUCUAAGAAUUUUACAUAUGAUUUUUUAAAAUUCAAUUGUGUUUCUUGCAUUAAUUAACUAGGAUUUUUUUUUAUUGUUUUGGCCAAAUGUAGACGUCAAUGUAUGUGUACCUUUAUAGGUUUGUUUUUGGCUCUGAAAUGCUGUCUCCUGUCUCAUAGUUGACUUGUGUCUCCUUUAAUAAAGCACUGAUUAUAGAGAAGGUGACAUGAGAAUUAGGAUGCAGAGUAGGUAUCAAGUGACUUAUAUGCUUCCUCAACUGUAUAGUGGCACAAAAGAAUCUCCUGUUGCCCCUUCAUCCAUAUCUCCAAUCAAACUUGGCUUGUUUCGGACCUUUGGUUUAAUCUUUAGGGGCUUUAGUGGCUGUCCACAAAAAAGCUAUUGUGUCUUACUUAAUUAUAACCUCAGAAAUGAUCUGACCUGUCCGGUGCCAGGUGCAGUGAAGUGUGCAAAAGCUUGCAUGCCAUGAGGUCCCAUUGGAUAAGGAAAAGAAACACUAGAUGCCCAUCGUGAUCGGAUAAGUGGAAAAUAACCUAACAAUGUUAGAUCUGAAAAAAAAGGCAGGGAAACUUCGGUAAAGACCUAAUGGAAAGUUUUUCCCUCCCCUCUUGGUUUCUGAGACUUCUGGGUACCCUAAAAAGGGAGCAAUAUGAGCCCCAAGCCUUUUUUUUUUGUUUGACUUUUUGCUUUUUCUCUUUUUAACUUUACUUCCCACACCACCCCUGUGAGUCUGAGCCCAUUCGGAAGGUUACUGUUCAAAGUCAGCAUGGAUCAUCCAGGAGGACACCUUGCUGUGGUUCUGCUCAUACUUGUUCUGGUUUCUAUGUCCACUGAAAACAACAUUAUCAGGUGGUGCACAGUAUCUGAUGCCGAAGAGCAAAAGUGUUUGGAUCUAGCUGGGAACGCCACAGCCAGGAACAUCCGCGGACACCUCCUGUGUGUGAGGGGCCAAAGUCCCACUGACUGCAUGAAGCAAAUAAAGAAUGGCACUGCAGAUGCCUCUACUAUGUAUGCUGAUGAGAUCUAUACGGCUGGGUUUUGCUAUGGCUUAGAUGUGGCUGUGGGAGAGUCUUAUAACGGUGUGGAUGGCAUUAAUUAUUACGUGGUUGCACUUGCACGGACAUCAUCUAGCGAUCUUUCACUGCUAGAGAUGCACGAACGCAGUUCUUGUCACCCAGGGAUGCGGACUACAGUGGGCUGGACCGUCCCCAUCGGCUUCUUGGUCAACACAUCGCAGAUCAGCGUGGAUGAGCAGUGCAACUUUCCCCAUGCGGUAGGAGAUUUCUUUGGCUACAGCUGUGUCCCAGGAGUCAAGGACCCAGAACAUGAUCCCAAAGGAAACAACCCAAGGAACCUGUGUGAGGCCUGCAUUGGGGAUGAGAACGACCGCCACAUCUGCGCCAACAACCCUCGGGAACGGCACUUCGGGGAGGCUGGAGCUCUUAGGUGUGUGGCCGAGAAUCUCGGGGAUGUUGCAUUUGUUAAGCACACUACAGUCUUCGACAACAUGCAGGGCAAGAACCAGGAGUCCUGGGCGCUGGACCUGGAGCUGGAAGACCUGAAACUUUUGUGUCCUGAUGGGAGAGAAGCUAACCUGUUCCAACACGAGAGCUGCCACCUGGCUGUGGUGCCAACCAAUGCUGUGGUAGUGCGUUUGGAGGACAAAUGCCGCGUUUACAAGUUCUUGGAACGUGUGCAGAAUGCAUUUGCCAAUGCCACUGAAGGAUUCUCUCUGUUCAGCUCGGUGAAUUAUGGGCAACCUGAUGUGCUGUUCAGCGAUUCAACCAAAAAGCUGCUGCGUGUUAUGGGGACCUACACUUCCUGGUUGGGGCCCAGUUACACCACCAUACUGAAGGCUUUUGAGUGUGAAGGUUUGUGUUGAUCUGAUGAGGAAAGAGGAAACCAUAGAUUUCCCCUCCAUCCUUCUCACACUAACUCUAAAGCACUCUGUGUAAAGUGUGUUACUCUAUAUGGGCUGAACGCCAGUUCUCGCCUGUGCUUUGUAGUACUGCUAUUACUGUUCUGUUCUCACAGUGUUUGUAUGGCUUCAUAUAUCACAUCUACUUGAUAUUACACCUCUUUAAGUCUUUGUUCCUGCCAUGUGAAAAAUAUAAAAAUAAACACUAAAAGAUGUAAACUUCUAUGCAGAAAAGAACCGCAGAGGAACACACUAUAAAUCAUGAAGGAAUUCUGCCUUUGUAAAUCCAAGUAAAUUCAUGACAAACCAACCGAGGAAUGCAAAAUACACAUUCUGCGUUCAGGGCCAAAGCAUACUUUAUGCAAGUACAUGAACGCAAGUGCUUUUAGUUAAACAGCUAAAAAAAUGUUUUGCGUAAUGUAGCAACUCAUAUUUUGUCUUCUACAGCAACUUUUUUCUCUCAGAUCAACUAAUGUUACAUACCUGAAUAAUAUUACAUUUGUUUUAAUGGCACAGACAUUGAAAGUUAACAAUCAUCCCUUUGGAUACUGAGAAUUAUUACAGCCACAAUGCAAGAAAACACAUUUAGAUACACUACAAAAAAUAAAUUUCUUAGUAUUUUUGUCCUUAUUCCAUAAAAAUAUCUAAAAAUUCCAUAAAAGUACAUUUGCUUGAGAAGGAAAAUGACUAAGUCUUGUUUUCUUGAACAAUUAUCAAAAUUAGGUGUGUUUGAUCUUAAAACAAGAAAAAUAUAAGCCAAUGGGUACGAAAAAUAACGUCAUUUCAAAGAGAAACCAAGUUAGUAUCUUAUGUCAUUUAAUGUAUCUUGAUUUAGGAAAGUUUAAAUAUUUGUACUGGAAAACAAGACAAAAAUAAUAAGUAAGAAAAUCUUUUUUGAUUUUGUUUUUGCAGUGUACAUAUUCAUUUGCAUCUGAGUUUGUGUACUUGCACAUAGUAUGUUUCUGACUUAAGUUUGAUCAAAGCUUUUAACUUGAAAAUGUUAUAUUCUUUGUGUAUCUGAAAUAGUGGUGUGCAGAUAUCAAGGGAUUAAAAAUGAGAAGAUACAAAUAAAUUCAAAAUAUAUAAAGAUAAACAAAGCAACACACAAUAGGACAUAAAAUGUUUAAAGGCGGACAGAUUUAUGGUUGGUUGUUACGUAACAGGUGCUUUAAAGGUGCUGUUUCCGGACCCUUCAGGAUAACACAUUACCAACUUGAACUUCAGUGUAAAUAGUCUUGUCACUCUUAGAUUUACAGAACCUUCUCUUAUUAAUAAAAAUCUAUGUUGACAAACAUUUGCAA